Penicillium waksmanii is the source of this 1038-nucleotide messenger RNA. Its product is annotated as ketopantoate reductase family protein. Lineage: Eukaryota; Fungi; Ascomycota; Eurotiomycetes; Eurotiales; Aspergillaceae. Gene Ontology annotation, biological process: pantothenate biosynthetic process. The coding region runs from base 1 to 1038 and encodes 345 amino acids. Gene Ontology annotation, cellular component: mitochondrion; cytoplasm. Gene Ontology annotation, molecular function: 2-dehydropantoate 2-reductase activity; NADP binding. The transcript has a single exon. The record is from RefSeq and is a predicted model, not a curated record.
AUGCCGUCCCCUUCCCACUCGAUUCACAUUCUAGGGCUGGGCAGUAUUGGAUCUUUUAUCGCCCAUUCUCUCCGAUCUCUACCAAUCCCGCCUUCGGUGACGCUGCUUGCCCAUCGAAAGAGCCUAUACGAUGACUUCGCAUCUAAUGGAUGGAAGCUCGGUCUCCGUGUUGGUGAAGAUGGCCCCUUGGACGAGCGAGGUGGAUUUAAUGCCGAGCUCCUGGGUAGCUCAGCCUCUUCUGACCCAAUUCAUAAUUUAAUCGUUGCCGUCAAAGCCUCGGCGACAGUCGCCGCCUUGGAGCCCCUUCGGCAUCGCAUUGGACCCCAAUCAACCAUCUGCUUGUUCCAAAAUGGCAUGGGUCAAAUCGAGGAUCUCAACCAGCAUGUCUUUAUUGACCCUUCUAGUAGGCCCACCUACAUGCUUGGAAUCAUGCGCCAUGGUGUCUAUCUGCGGUCUCCGGUGGAAGCCAUCUUGUCCGGUACAAGUGGAAAUGCAUCACUCGGGGUUGUCGACAGCCACAAACAGACAGCACAACAAUUACAAGCCCAGUAUCUCCUAGAUACUCUACUUCAGCCUACUGCUCUUCACUGUGAGAAAAUGGAAUGGCCGGAUUUAUUCCGAGUUCAACUUUUGAAGCUGGCAUCUAAUUGUGUGCUGAAUCCUCUCACGGCACUUCUUGACGUGCGAAACGGGCGCAUCAAAGACAAUGCCGAUAUUCAGCCCUUGCAACGACAGAUUCUGACAGAGGCCUCGUCUGUAUUUCAAAAUCUUCCCGAAAUGCAGGAACUGUCCCUUGAUCGAGAUCAUUUCUCGACGGAGUCUUUGGAAUCUGUUCUGCGCGAUACGAUUGAAAAAACUGCUCAAAACUCUAGCAGUAUGCGAGAAGAUAUUCUCAAGGGCCGGAGUACCGAGAUCCAGUACAUCAAUGGUUGGAUCGUUCGACGUGCCAGGGCCAUGGGUCUUAACUGCGAGGCAAACUCUUCCCUUGCUCAACUCGUACUGGCUAAAAGUGGUUUCACUAUGAACAAUGGCAAGUAA